This is a messenger RNA of Galendromus occidentalis (western predatory mite), 936 nucleotides long. RefSeq names its product Sorting nexin 21. Lineage: Eukaryota; Metazoa; Arthropoda; Arachnida; Mesostigmata; Phytoseiidae. Bases 1 to 936 code for a protein of 311 amino acids. The transcript is spliced from 5 exons. Gene Ontology annotation, molecular function: phosphatidylinositol phosphate binding. Gene Ontology annotation, cellular component: early endosome membrane. Gene Ontology annotation, biological process: protein transport. The record is from RefSeq and is a predicted model, not a curated record.
AUGGAGACUCGACGAAGCCUCAGCUCACCGGUGUCAGAGGAGUCUGGCAUUUGGUCUUCCAAGACACGACUUUCUACAUCUGAAUCGAAUGAGCCCAGAGCUCUAUCACCUUUCGAUGGACUUCUGCGGCGCUGUGAGAGCGAGCAGAACGUACUCUUCGAAGUUGUUGAAGCACGAAUCGUGUGUGAUGAGAAAACGAAAAGAUAUGUUUUGUAUACGCUCGCUGUCAAGAGGCCGGAGCACUUAGGUCGAAAUAAUUCUGAAGUUGGGGAGAUCGAACGAAGAUAUUCCGAUUUUCUCGCCCUGUACAGUACGUUGAGGCACGAGUUCCCCCAGCUUAUCGCCAGUAUACCGUUCCCAAGAAAAGCCCUGAUGGGGAAUUUCACCACCGAAGUGAUAGAAGCCCGUUGCCACGGAUUUGCGAACUUUCUGUCGGAUGCGUACGUCAACAGAGAAGUUCGAUUUUCCGCAGUCUUCAGCGCGUUCUUGUUCUCGAAAGACGCGAGACACGGACACGAGCUCAUGACGCAGGGCCAGUUCCAGGACGCCUCGUGCAUUCUCCUGAAUGCCUAUCGGAUCGCAGAGAAACUCUACAGUCUCGAAGACCCAGUCGCGUUCAUAACUGUGUGCCUAGUCAUUGCGUGUUUGAAUGCGUGUGACAACGUGAAACAAGCUCAGAAAUAUGCCGAGACGGCCGUGGCUGUGCGAUACCAUCGGGACCGAGCUGACAUCGCUGUGCCUUUGCUCAUUCUCUCCCAGCGUCUUUACGCCCUCGAGGGCAAGGAGCGGAGUGCAAUCGACAAAGAGCUGCGCAUCUUCGAGGACGAGCGGAUUCCGAUCGUUAAUCUGCCCACAUUGCUAGCCAUUGUGCUCCGAAUCGACAUUGGCGUCUACUACCCGUUCCCGAGUCCAACAGCAAACAACUCUACCCCUUAA